UGCAAUUUGUUUUCAACGCACCAUGCCAUAGCUGAUAUAUCAAAGGAAGGGCAUAUGCAAUUGGCAAUUAAGGCCUAUAAGAAAGGUCUUUUCUCAUCAAAAAAGGCAGCUGCAGAUGUGUUUGACAUGCCUCAAAGGGCCCUUAGGACAUACCUUAAUGGGAGCACUUCUUGCAAAGAUUCAAUAGCAAAUUGUCAAAAAUUGACAGAUACUGAAGAAACUAUACUCUCAAAAUGGAUUCUUGAUAUGGACCAAUAUAGCCUACCUCUGUGA
Molecule: messenger RNA, 273 nt
Organism: Rasamsonia emersonii CBS 393.64
Lineage: Eukaryota; Fungi; Ascomycota; Eurotiomycetes; Eurotiales; Trichocomaceae
Exons: 1
Source: RefSeq, a predicted model, not a curated record